UUACAAAACUCUCGGUUCUAAGGAACGCACGUCCGCGCGCCGGGAAGGAGCCCCGAGCGCGCGCCCCGCUUCCAGGCGCUCAGGAGCCCCGGGGCGCUCAUCAUGGUGGCCGAUCCGCCCCGGGGAGACCCCAAGGGGCUCGCGGCGGCUGAGCCCACCGCGAACGGUGCCCCGACGUUGGCCCCCCUGGAGGACCCUGGCGCGACCCGAGGCGGCCGCUGCGGCUCCCGGGACCGGGUGCGCCGCUGCCUUCGCGCCAACCUGCUGGUGCUGCUGACGGUGGUGGCCGUGGUGGCCGGCGUGGCGCUGGGUAUGGGGGUGUCGGGGGCCGGCGGUGCGCUCGCUCUGGGUCCCGCGCGCCUGGCAGCCUUCGCCUUCCCCGGGGAGCUGCUGCUGCGCCUGCUGAAGAUGAUCAUCUUGCCGCUGGUGGUGUGUAGCCUGAUCGGGGGCGCCGCCAGCCUGGACUCGAGCGCGCUCGGCCGCCUGGGCGCCUGGGCGCUGCUCUUUUUCCUGGUCACCACGCUGCUGGCGUCUGCGCUCGGCGUGGUCUUGGCGCUGGCCCUACAGCCCGGCGCCGCCUUCGCCGCCAUCAACGCCUCGGCCGCCGCCACGGGCGGCGUGGAAGAGGCCCCCGGCAAGGAAGUCCUCGAUUCGUUCCUGGAUCUCGUGAGAAAUAUCUUCCCCUCCAACCUGGUGUCCGCAGCCUUCCGCUCAUACAGUACCACCUACGAACACAGAUGGAUCAACGGAACCAUGGUGAAGGUGCCCAUUGGGGAGGAGGUGGAGAGUAUGAACAUUCUGGGCCUGGUGGUAUUUGCCAUUGUCCUUGGUGUGGCCCUGCGGAAGCUGGGGCCUGAGGGAGAGCUGCUCAUCCGCUUCUUCAACUCCUUUAAUGAUGCCACCAUGGUGCUGGUCUCCUGGAUCAUGUGGUAUGCCCCUGUGGGCAUCUUGUUCCUGGUGGCUGGCAAGAUUGUGGAGAUGGAGGAUGUGGGGAUGCUCUUCGCUAGUCUCGGCAAAUACAUCCUGUGCUGCCUGCUGGGCCAUGCCAUCCAUGGGCUCCUCGUGCUGCCCCUCAUCUACUUCCUCUUCACCCGCAAAAACCCCUACCGCUUUCUGUGGGGCAUCAUGACAGCGCUGGCCACUGCCUUCGGCACCUCUUCUAGCUCGGCCACGCUGCCUCUGAUGAUGAAGUGCGUGGAGGAGAGGAAUGGUGUCGCCAAGCACAUCAGCCGCUUCAUCCUACCCAUCGGUGCCACCGUCAACAUGGAUGGUGCGGCGCUCUUCCAGUGUGUGGCCGCAGUGUUCAUUGCACAGCUCAACCAGCGAUCCCUGGACUUUGUGAAGAUCAUCACCAUCCUGGUCACCGCCACGGCGUCCAGUGUGGGUGCCGCCGGCAUUCCCGCUGGAGGGGUCCUCACUCUGGCCAUCAUCCUGGAGGCAGUCAGUCUGCCCGUUCAGGACAUCUCCUUGAUCCUGGCUGUGGAUUGGCUAGUAGACCGGUCCUGUACUGUCCUCAACGUGGAAGGUGAUGCCUUUGGUGCAGGACUCCUCCAAAACUAUGUGGAUCGCACAGAAUUGCGGAGCUCGGUGCCAGAGCUGAUCCAAGUGAAGAGUGAGACACCCCUGUCUCCACUGCCUGUCCCCACUGAAGAGGGGAACCCCCUCCUCAAACAGUGUCCAAGACCUGCUGGGGAUGCGGACCCCUGCGAGAAGGAAUCAGUUAUGUAAACCCCACAGGGACUUUCCCUACCCUGAUUGGGGCACUCUGGAUAUUGCAAUCACAAACUGGGGCUCUGGAGGCCCUGCUGCACACUCAGGACAUCCAGAGGCUCCAGCCUCUCCCCCUGCCCCCUCCACCAACAUCAGAUCUGGGAGGCCUCAGUGCUGGGGUAUAUGUGUAUGUGUGUGUCUCUCACCGAAUCUUCCCCAGUUCUCAAUUCCCAUUCCCACCCAAGGCUAGGAAACAAAGAUGGAGAAAUAGUGUAGUAAUGUCCUUCUGGACAUUAUUACAGGGCACAGGGCACAGGUCACCACGUGGAUUUCUGCCCUCUUUGAGGGAAAGGAUAUUCCAAUGGGUAGC
Molecule: messenger RNA, 2080 nt
Organism: Canis lupus familiaris (dog)
Lineage: Eukaryota; Metazoa; Chordata; Mammalia; Carnivora; Canidae
Gene: SLC1A5
Product: solute carrier family 1 member 5
Biological process (GO): L-aspartate import across plasma membrane
Cellular component (GO): plasma membrane
Molecular function (GO): symporter activity; L-aspartate transmembrane transporter activity; neutral L-amino acid transmembrane transporter activity
Source: RefSeq, marked validated